AUGUUUUCUACAUUCAACAACGAUCCAUUUUUUGCGGGUGCUGAUCCAUUUCAAGGUUUUGCAAUAGAUCAUCAUCAAUCAAAUCAUGGCAAUCGUGAUCGACAACUAGUACAAAAUCAACGAAAUAAUAAUCAAGAAUUAGAUUUAUUUAAUAAUCCAUUUUCAUUUAUGCAAAAUAUUAUGAAUAAUAUGGAACAAUCAAUGGGAACAAUAAUGAGUAGUAGCAAUUUUGGUGAACCAAAUGGUCAUGGUGUUUCAUUUAGUUCAUCAACGGUUAUGAGUAUGGAUAAUCGAAAUGGUGGACAACCAAGAAUUAUUCAAGCAACAAGAGAACAAUUACGUGGACCAGAAGGUCUUGAAAGAACACGUAGAGCUGUUCGUGAUACAGGUCGAAAUUUAGAAAAAAUGGAAAUAGCUCAUCGACUUGGUGAACGUGGACAUCGAAUUAUAAAAGAACGUGAUCCAUCAACGGGAAAAAUACUUGAAAAUCGUGAAUUUGAUCAUAUUGAUGAUGAAAAUCAAUUUGAAAACGAAUGGGUUAGCCGAGCUGAAAAAUUAGGAGUGAAAAAUCUUGGCACAACUGGUUUUAAUGCAAGUACAAAUAAUAUAUUGCCAAAGCCAUCAAUAUUUCAACGACUUCGAUCAAAAUCUCAAGGACCACAACAGUUAGCUAUUGAACCAGCAUCAUCAGAUAAUACAAAAUCGACUCGCAAAGAACGUCGAAAAAAAUAA
Messenger RNA from Adineta steineri, 732 nucleotides. NCBI's taxonomy places the organism in Eukaryota, Metazoa, Rotifera, Eurotatoria, Adinetida, Adinetidae. The record is from the annotation of a GenBank genome assembly.